UCAGGGAUGUUGUGCACAUGCGCGCUGUGUGCAAUCUACCGGAGCGCCAGAGGUAGUGAAGGCAGUCCUAAUGGCGGAGAGCGUACGGUCGCCUUUUGACUACCGGGAGCCACCGACCCUCGACAGCGACGGGGAUGGGAGCAAACCGCCACCACCACGGGGUCGCGUGUGUGGGAGAAAAAGGAAGGGGACACCUGUGAAGGUGUGUGAUCGAGCGUAUGUAACAGAAGAUGAGGAGGAGGAGAGCAUGUCGGAGCACAGCUACAGCCCGGGGGACGGCCAGUACCCAGAAGGCGCCGAAGACCGUCUUCCUCCUCCUGGCAGUCCCUACUACCUGCCUGACCCCACUCAGCUCUGCGUUCCUGAGCUGGGGGAAGAGGGAGCGAGCGGUGUUCGAGGACCCGUGCUCUUCCACCCGCCUCCCAACUGCCGGAUUCGAGAAGUCCACUGUGGUACUCAGGUCCGAUUGGUCGUCAUAGCGAUCCGCGACAUCGCCAAAGGGGAGGAGAUAACUGUGGACUACAGCCUGACAGACUGGGGGGAGAACGCAAUGGAGGAAGAGGCUGGCCCUCACCCGCUGUCCCUCUCCGUGUCCGAUUACCUCACCCCCUCCUGGUCGCUGUCGCCCUCCUCCUCCCCACUCACCCACUCUGAGGCCAGCGACUCCGACCGGGAGGAAGACGAAGAGGAGGACGACGACGAUGAUGACGACGACGACGAAGAAGAAGAAAUCGAGGAGAUAAGGGGUCGGAUGCUUCGGCGCCGCAAGAAGCGCAAACUGCCUGCGGCCGUGAAUUCCAAGAAAAAGAGCGCGCCCCCUUCCGCCAGGGGUCCCGGGCGCCCCUGUUCCUCCUUCUCCCGGCCGGGGCCCGUGGCCCCGCCAGCUCGGCCGCUGGCGCCCCCGACAACCAACAUAAACAAUAACAUCAACAUAAACAUCGGCAGCUCCAGCGGCGCCGCAGCGAACCGGCGGCAGCAUUGCCCGUACUGCGGCCGCCACUAUCGCUCGCUUGCGCGCCACCUGGAGAAAUACCACAGCAACCAGCCAGAUGUCCGAACGGCCAUGGAGCUGGCACACCUACACACGCACAGCUCCUCGAACGGCAACGCGCCGCACCCCUCCUCGUCCUCUGCCUCCGCUCCUCACAGCCACUCUUUCGCCAUCCCACAGUCCUCCGCCUCCAACCCGGCUCCGCCCUCGCUCUUCUCCAGGGAGAGGGAGUCGCCAGCUACGCGCUCGACCUCGGGCAGCGUCUCCUUCUCCCUCUCGCUUCCGCCUCCUUCGUCCGCACAGCCCACGGCUGCGAAGAAGGGGCCCAGCUUACCGCUUCCCGCCGCCAAACUCUCCUCGCCGCCGCUGGUUUCUCGAGUAAAGAGUCCGUCGCCACCUCCCACCCCGGCUGCGAAAAGAGGAAGGCGGAUGAAGAAGGAGAAGCACGAGGAGCAGCAGAAAGUGGAGGUAGAGAAGAAUCAGGAGGAGCUGCUGCCGCCUCCCACUCCGGAGCCUAAUAUCGAUCCGGAUGAAGAUCUGGAGCUGAGCGGAGUGGAGGAGGAAGCACCAGAGAAGAAUGGAGAGGUUGUAAGCACACACAGGCAGCACAUGUCUCCCCUGCUCUCCUCCCUGUCGUGUUUGAUCAUCUACCUCCGCCGCCAGCAGCACUCCUCCUCCCUGUCUCUGACUCGCUCUCCUCACUCUGCUGAGGCGUGGCGGCUGCUCUGCCACUCCAGCCUCUCGCUGCUCAUCCUCUACAACCGACACCGGGAGUGCGAGGUGGCCAAGCUCACGAUUCAGGACUACCGCAACCGGGUCACGCCGCAGUCCGCCCCCAGCGCCUCCUCCGCCAUGGAGUCUUUCCUGUCCCCCUUCGAGCGUCAGGUCUUAUGCCACCUCCCGCGGGCGGGCGUCCUGGGCAAGCGCGGCCGCGUCCAGCCGCUCAUCCUCCCGCCCCACUGCGAGUCCUGCCUGGACCUGCUGCUCCGCACCAGCCCCAACGUGGGCGUGGACCCCGAGAGCCCCUACGUCUUCUCCCGGCCCUACCACUCGCCCGCCACCCCGCUCCGCGGCACAGACCUGCUGAGGAACUUGGCUCGGGCCAGCGGGGCCAAAAACGCCGGGGCGCUGACGGCGACGCGAGUGCGGCGGCAGGUGGCCAUCCUCACCCAGCUGCUGCUGCUGGAGGAGGGAGAGGGGCCGGGCGGAGCCAUCAAACGGCUGGAGGACUUCCUGGAGCGGGAGUACCACGUGACGCAGAACUGCUCCUCCAUCAUUCGAGAUCCGGCGCUGAUGAGUCGAGUUGGACGCGUCGUUCUCUACGGAGAGAGAGAGGGCGUGCUUUUCAGGGGGAUGAGCCUGCAGGACAUUUGCCUCGAGUUAGACGUGAUGUCUGGCAACUCCGGAGAUUCAUUUUCAGAAGAUUCGGAUGCAGCUGAAGAGAAAGAAGACGUCAAGGAGAAGACAGAGGUGAUCGUAAAGAAGAAAGGACCGGGACGACCCCCACGGAAGAAACCUGCACCCCUUCCUCCAACCAAUGUCACCCCACCUGUAGCAAACGCCCAAAAAAGGAGAUCUGGUCCAGUUAAAUCAGGAAAACGCGGCGUCCUGAAACGACCCUGGUCUGAGGCGGAGCGCGUAGCUGUGGAGACGCACCUCAAGAAGAACCUCUUGGACCUGCGCGUCCCCGCCAAGGCGGACUGUGAACGCUGCCUGGAACUCUGCCCCCUGCUGGUGAGCAACCAGCGAGACUGGAGAGCCAUCAAGUUUUAUGUCCACAACCGGAUCCAGCUGCUGAAGAAGCAGGGGAGGAGAGAAAGUGCUGCUGCAGUUAGCUAGAGCGAAGGGAAGCUGUGAGAGAAUACAGUAAUGUAUAAACCACCAGCAGUCGGGACGAACUGUGGAACAAGCUGAGAGCAGCGGCACCUGAAGUUUUGGGGUUUUCCAGGUCAUCGCCCUGGUUAUAAGGGAGUAGUGUAAUAAAAGUGAUUAAGCUAUGAGGACAGACUGGAUGGAGAUGAAAACGUUCUUCUGCUCCGUUUUGGAAGCUUUUUGACAAAAUGAGGUGGAGCACAGUGAACACUUUUUAUUAUUUUUUUUAAAUUUCCUGUUUACUUUCUGCCAGUAAAAUAAAAGUAAAGAACAUAUGGGAGGAAGUGGGUCACUGGCAACAAGUCUGGAGUUUUACACAGAAAGCAGACAGAACUCUGUCACUUCGCUGUUGACCAAACAUGAAUGUGUAAAGCUUUGGGAGAACAAACUAAACUACAUGGACUCGUAUGAAUCUGUACAGUAUGUGUUUGAUGCUCAUGUGUGUUCCAACAGGUGUGUGUAUGUGUGCGUGUUGAAAAAGAAGUAUUCUUCAGUGUCUCAGACCAUGAUGCCCCUGUCUAAGUGUUUCUUGCAUACAUCCAUACCAUCAUAGGUUAGUGUGUCAAGGCACGUCUACUUGAAUUCACCGAGUAUAAUUUUUAAGAAAUGUAUUUCAGAAUCAACAUAUGAACUUAUCCGCACUGUAAAUAGUUCCUAAUCUAUAAAAGUUAUGAGGUUGUGAUAGCAAACUUGGCAGUUUCUCUUUAUGUAUAUAAACUGUAAAUAUUACCUGUACUUAUUAAAGUGUAUGACAUUUUGUUGUGUUUUCCUAAACUGGAUUGUAAAGUGAAUUUUACAUUGUGAAAACAACUGAGCAACAUAAAAAUGACAAACUUG
Messenger RNA from Poecilia reticulata (guppy), 3700 nucleotides. RefSeq lists its product as uncharacterized. NCBI's taxonomy places the organism in Eukaryota, Metazoa, Chordata, Actinopteri, Cyprinodontiformes, Poeciliidae. The record is from RefSeq and is a predicted model, not a curated record. Gene Ontology annotation, molecular function: protein binding.